AUGUACAGGAUUCGAGAUUGGUUUGCGUCGUCUUAUCUCUCUGAGUUCCUCAAUGUACUCUCAACUAAAACUAACCCGCACGUGACGUUCAUUAACUCCUCACGCCCUCUUCCCCGUCGCCUCUUCUUCUACUGGUCGUCGCCUCCUUCAGACAAGGUCAGCGUCCGCCUCCUCCAGGACGGGCAGCUCCUGGACCUCGACCUCUCCGACACGCAGAUGCAGGACAUUCUGAAGAAGUCGGAGGGCCCUCGACGCCCCACGGAGAUGACCCAGCCGUCCAGGUCACGACGACCCGAAGUCCUGAACAAGACCUGGAACGACCUGGAGGAUUUCGUGGUGAUCAAUAACAAGGUGUAUGCCAAGGGCGACCCGCUGCCGAAGAAGAAGCUCAAGGUCCCUGUCCUGAGGCCGACGACGGGGCGCACCCUCAGGAGGAUGGACUUCGCCAGGUUCAAGGGCGAGGAGAGGAAAUUCAUGGAGGAGCGUCGCAAGGAGUUCCUGGAGAGGGCGUCGCGUCUUGGCUCCAUGUGCAAGGCGAGGUCGAAGCUUAUUGCAUCCAAACCCGUGAAUCUGAUAUGGGAUCUUGGGCAUCAGCCUGGCUUCGUGUGGUGUCCUAGCCAUCAGACCACCUCGUCGUCUUCCCUCCUGAAGUCCCUACGCCCACCCCGAGGCAACGAGGAUCAGGCCGAAGACAUGGGCGGAGGCAGGGCGUGGGGCGGUGCGAGGGCGUGGGCGGUGGCGGGAUCAGGCCGAAACAUGGGCGGGGCGGCGGCGAGGGCGGUCGCACCAAGAGGAAGACGAAAACGACCCAGUCUCUUCAGCGCGUACCCUCCUCCAGAUAACCAGGACGACCUCAACCGCGCCUUCAGGAGCGCUGUUCGAGUCAUUAGCGUCAGGCAUCCCUUCGCCAGCCUGCUCUCCCUCUACCGGGACAAGAUCAGCAAACUGAACCUGAAGCCCAACAAGGUCCGCUUCAGGGAGCUUCAGACGCGGAUCAUCCUAUGGUAUCGACCCGCCAACAGUACUGAAUCCUCUCCUUUUCCUACCUUCGAGGAGUUCGUGAAGUAUGUCGUGGAUCUGACGAAGGACCUCAAGACGGCGGACGACUGGGAGGGCACGGACCAGUCCCUGGCGCCGCUGUGGGUGCAGUGCAACGUGUGCGGCAGCGACUACAACCUCGUCCUCAAGAUGGAGACCCUGGCCGAGGACGAGCGCUUCCUCGCCCUCCUGGCCGGUUACGAUGAGUUCAAGGAGGAGCCUGACCCUCACGAGGAGAAAGCCAAAGAAGCUGUCCCACAGGAAUUCUCACAGCUGAACUACCAGCAGUUACAGCAGCUUCACCAGCGGUACCUCCUGGACUUCCAGCUCUUCGGGUACAAAGUGGACCAAGAGUACUUCGAUAUGGCAAGAAGCACAUAGCUGUUCGUGGAAUUUGCAUAUGCAGGAAGGAGAUGUACCUAAUCUAGUACUAACAGUUUAAUUUUUCUUUGCGUAUUACUGUGGUGUGAUUUGUGAAUAGUUCUAAAUUGUGGA
Penaeus vannamei (Pacific white shrimp) is the source of this 1533-nucleotide messenger RNA. The record is from RefSeq and is a predicted model, not a curated record. Lineage: Eukaryota; Metazoa; Arthropoda; Malacostraca; Decapoda; Penaeidae.